Molecule: messenger RNA, 7740 nt
Organism: Ictidomys tridecemlineatus (thirteen-lined ground squirrel)
Lineage: Eukaryota; Metazoa; Chordata; Mammalia; Rodentia; Sciuridae
Source: RefSeq, a predicted model, not a curated record
CCUGCGCGUGGAGCGCGUCGCGGCGCUCGGACUGCGCUUCGGCCAGGGUGAGGAGGUAGAAAAACUUGUGAAAUAUCUGGAUCCCAACGACCUGGGGAGAAUCAACUUCAAGGACUUCUGCCGUGGGGUGUUCGCCAUGAAAGGGUGCGAGGAGCUGCUGAAGGAUGUGCUGUCCUUGGAGAGUGCGGGGACGCUGCCAUGCGCGUCAGAGAUCCCGGACUGUGUGGAGCAGGUCCCUGGUCCACACUCCAUCCAUGACGACAUCAGACCUCUCCACACAUUCCACCGCCUCACUCAUCAGCAACGAGGAGCAGUUUGAAGACUACGGGGAGGGGGAUGACGUGGACUGUGCCCCCAGCAGCCCCUGCCCCGAUGAUGAGACCAGGACCAACGUCUACUCGGACCUGGGGUCUUCGGUGUCUUCCAGUGCGGGGCAGACACCGAGGAAGAUGCGGCACACGUACAACAGCGAGCUGCUGGAUGUGUACUGCUCUCAGUGCUGCAAGAAGAUCAACCUGCUGAAUGACUUGGAAGCCCGGCUGAAAAACCUGAAGGCCAACAGCCCCAACCGAAAAAUCUCUAGCACUGCCUUUGGACGGCAGCUCAUGCACAACAGUAACUUCAGCAGCAGUAACGGCAGCACUGAGGACCUGUUCCGGGACAGCAUUGACUCCUGUGACAAUGACAUCACGGAGAAGGUAAGCUUCCUAGAAAAGAAGGUGACAGAGCUGGAGAAUGACAGCCUGACCAGUGGGGACCUGAAGAGCAAGCUAAAGCAGGAGAACACACAGCUGGUGCACAGGGUGCAUGAGCUGGAGGAGAUGGUAAAGGAUCAGGAGACCAUGGCUGAGCAAGCACUGGAGGAGGAGGCCCGGCGACACCGUGAAGCCUACACCAAGCUGGAGCGGGAGAAGAGCACGGAGCUGGAGCUGCUCCACACCAGGGUGCAACAGUUAGAGGAGGAAAAUACUGAGCUCAGGACGACAGUGACGCGACUCAAGUCGCAAACGGAGAAACUGGACGAGGAGCGGCAGCGCAUGUCCGACCGGCUGGAGGACACCAGCCUGCGGCUCAAGGACGAGAUGGACUUGUACAAACGCAUGAUGGACAAGCUGCGGCAGAACCGCCUGGAGUUCCAGAAGGAGCGGGAGGCGACACAGGAGCUCAUCGAGGACUUGCGCAAGGAGCUGGAGCACCUGCAGAUGUACAAGCUGGACUGUGAGCGGCAGGGCAGGGGCCGCGGCUCCUCCGGCCUGGGCGAGUUCAGUGCCAGGGCCCGCGAGGUGGAGCUGGAGCACGAGGUCAAGCGGCUAAAGCAGGAGAACCAUAAGCUGCGGGAUCAGAAUGACGACUUGAACGGACAGAUCCUGAGCCUCAGCCUCUAUGAAGCAAAGAACCUCUUUGCUACCCAGACCAAAGCCCAGUCUUUGGCUGCAGAAAUUGACACAGCAUCUCGAGAUGAGCUAAUGGAGGCCCUAAAAGAACAGGAGGAGAUCAACUUCCGGCUGAGGCAGUACAUGGACAAGAUUAUCCUGGCCAUCCUGGACCACAACCCCUCCAUCCUGGAGAUCAAGCACUGAGGAGGGGGCUGGCUGCAGAGCGGCCUUAGGACCUGGGGACCAAGGGGCAGGCCCUGCCCCAGGAUGUGGGCCUGGGCCCACACUCACACUGUAAAUGUACCUCUGGCCACAUGCGUACCGUGUACUGGUGUAUAUGUGGGCUGAGCGUGGGACCGUGGCUGGUGACACCUGCGCAGUGAGCUGUGUGUGCACUUUGUGGCGCCUUUGCAAGGGGCAGAGGGUACUGGCAGCGGAGAGAACAAGGUCUGCCAUGGGAGUUCCUGCGAUAACGAGAACUGGACAAUUAUGUUUCACUUACUGGAUAAAAUGAUUCUACCUCUGGGAUAAGGAUUAGAAAUACUCUAGGGAGACAGGCUCUUCUCUCCCUGCCCCACCUCCCGGGACGAGGAGCAAAAUCUGAUCUUUUCCAGGAGUUUGGUUGCUCUUUCCAGCCUCUUUGGCCAUCAAGCCCAGGUAUUUGAGCUCAAAGAGAAGGAAGGGGCGUCUGGGGGGACCCAGUGGAGGAGCCCUUGGGCAGCCCUCUGUGGGGCAGUGUACGGUGUCCAGAGGACUCGGGUUUGCAGAGCUGUAGACAGGCCGUCCUCAUUGCUGGGGUUCUUGGCAUCUUGACGUUCUCCCUGCCCUCCCCGCCUGCUCACCUACCUCCCCUUUAUGGUUUGGUUUUGUUUUUAAGACAAUGAAAUAGAAGCACCAUUCAUUGGGUAUAAAAUGAAGAAAUCAAAAGGAAAGAAGCAGCUUAGGAGGUGGGGGUGUCAAAACAGGUUGGGCAACCAAAGAAAGGAUUCCCAGAGGGGCAGGGCUGCCUGCAGCCGUGCAGACGGACUGUCGCUUGUCACUAGUGAGGACUGGUGAGGGCAGGCCUCGGGAUGGAUUCCAGAAUCCGAGCUUGGGCUCCCCUGGGGAGCUAGAGCAGCCCCCUUCUUUGGUCUUCAUCCAAGGGAACAGACACUGCGCUGGUGGGAUAUGCAGGUGGGAAAGUUGCAGGGAAACCUUUGUCUUCCGUGCUUUGGACACAUGGUGGGAAUUUCCACCGUGGAUUUUUAAUGUGAUCUCUUGUUCUAGGCAGCAGGGAAUAGAUGUGGUCCUUUCCUUCGAGUUUUCCAGUCUGUCUGAAUUUUCUAUAGCUUGUGAUUCCUUUCCUUGACCCAAAUCUAUAUAAACACGUAUGGUCUUAUUUCUUCCCCUGCAGUUUCUUGUUUUCUUCAGCACAUCUAGCGGGAAGAGGAAGGUUCGGGCAUGUUGGGGAGGGUAGAGAGGGGUGUAUGCAGAGAAGGCGGGCAGCGGAGGAUGAAGAGGGGACCUGGGGGACUUGGGUGUGUCCCCAGGUUUGGAGGCAGGGCUGUAGCCAAGACUGAUCUUUGUUCCAUUCCAAUCAACUUUGCUUCUGUUGGAUUUUGUGAUUUCUUUUGAAUAUGUGCAGUUUGGUCUCAUGCUGCAAAUAAUGGGGUUGCACUGGUUCUGCCCAGGACUCUGGAAUUACCCAUGCCCAGAAGACUGGCUGGGGCAUUUUCUCUAGAAGGCCCUGUUCUCAGGAUACUAGGCUCCCCCAAGGGUCUGAGAAGACACAGGCAGAGAAAGGCGGCCUGAGGAGUGGGUCUCUUGAGAAUUUGCCAGUAGCAAGGAAUGGCCACAACCAGAGGCAAAUGACAAGUUGCAACAUGGCAUUGACCUGGGUUUUCUAUUGCAAGAAGUGCCACUGAGGCCGGCCAAGUCAGGGCCCUGGUCCAUGGGGGUGAGUAUUUAAUAAGUAAAAUUGCAUAUGUUCUUUAGCUGCAUUAGUGCAGAUUCCAGAGAAGGCCACAGAAGCCAGAGUUAGAGCCGCUAUGAAGGAAUUUCUGCCAGGGGAAGAGGGGGUGGGAAAAGACAGCCUGCUCCAUUCUCCUCGCCUCUCCCUGUAGGGGGCACCAUUGGCAUGGGUUUCCUGAGAGGCCAAAAAAAAAAAAAAAAAAAGCCAGGUCUAAAAGACCCUCUGGAUCUGAGCCAGUGUCAGAGAGGCCUCUGGAAGAGGGACUUUUAAAUGAGGGAGUGAAUUCCCUGUAACACACACCUUCCAUUAAAUCCAACCUCCUUACUUUCUUCGGCCAGGAUGCAUUUCUUGUCAGCUCAGCUUUUUAAGAUCAGAUAUGUUUGGGGGCUGGAGAUGUAGUUCAGUGGUAGAGGGCUUGUGCAAGGGCCUGGAUUCAAUCCCUACUGCCGCCCCCCACACCCCACCUCCCAAAUCAUGGAUGUCUUUAAAAUGCUCUUCUGAUCCUGAAGGCUAGCCUGAUGGGAGCCGAUGCCCCAGCUCCACAGCCCUGCUCCCGCUGUGUUUUCUGCCUCCCUCGCUCAUUUUCCAGCUGGGAGUUCUACCCCAGCUGUCUCUUGUUGUAUUGCUAGGUGGUAAACAUGUGCCCAGUUAGAUUUGAACUUCAGGCUAGGCACAGUGGUCACACCUGUAAUCCCAGAGGUUUGGGAGGCUGAGGCAGGAGGAUCAUGAGUUCAAAGUCAGCCUCAGCAACUUAGAGAGGCCCUCAGCAACUCAGCAAGACCGAUAAAAUAAAAUAAAUAAAAUCCAAAAAAGGGCUAGGAAUGUGGCUCCGUGGUGGAGUGCCCCUGGGUUCAAUCCUUGAUACCAAAAAAAAAAUGAAUUUCAGAUACACAGCAAAUAAUUUUUCACUUUUAGAAUAUAUAUGUUCCAGUUAAUACUUGAGACAUACUUUAAAUGAGCUUUAAAAUUUUUUGAUCCCCAAAAGGGCUGGGGUAUAGCACAGUGGUAGGACAUUUGCCUAGCACAUGCGAUGCCCUGGGUUCAAUCCCCAGUACCCCAAAACCAAACAAACCCAAAACCAAUCUCUGGACAUUCUGGUUUAAUUGGUCCUGACCCCUGACUCAAGCCUCUGAAUUUGGGAGUACCCAGGUGCAUCUGAUUUAACUGGGUGUUUUAUGGGAGUUUGGGGUGAGGGUUGUUUUUUGCCUACCAAUAGGACAGAUCAAUAGUAAUCUAUGUAAAGUUUAGAGGGUUUUGUUUGGGGGCGGCGGGGUAGUUCUGGAGAAGAUUCACAUUUUAUGUAACAUUGAGCUGUCCUUGCCAUCAUUUGGAAGCCAAACAAAAUUAGCUAAUGUUUUCCUUUUUUAAAUUUUAACUUUGAAGUAGCUGGAGUUAGACCUGGAUUGUUUUAUUUUAAACUGGUAGAUCUAUUUGAGAAUCAUCAGAGGGGAAUUCCUUUUUCUUGACUUUAUUUCUGAUCUAUAAAAAUCACAAAGCACCAGAAACUUCCAGUCCUCUGGAGGCUUCUAGCAGUGGGCUGACUCCCCAGAAGUCCAGACUGAAUUGCUGUGGCCCCGGCACCUAGAUUUUAAAAGAACUUGUUACAUAUUCAUCAUGCACACCAUAUAACUAUUUGAUUUGGCCAAUAUCCCGCCCACCCCCUGGUCCCUUUCAUCUACUGAUCUCCAUUUGGUUUCCAUGAGAUCCCCUCCCCCACACCUUUCUUUUCCUUUUUCCUCUCUGGCUUCCACAUAUGAAGAAAACAUAUGACCCUGGACCUGAGUUUGGCUUAUUUCAUUUAACAUAAUGGUCUCUGGUUCCAUCCAUUUUCCUGCAAAUGACAUAAUUUUAUUUUUAUUUAUGGCUGAGUAAAACACUGUUGUGUAUACAUACCCCAUUUUAUGUAUCUGUUCAUCUGUUAGUGGACGCCUUGGCUGGUUCCAUAGUUUGGCUACUGUGAAUUGUGGUACCUACGUGUUUAAAGACCUCAGGUGAUGUCAGUGUGUAGCUCAGGGCUGAGACCCCUUGUCCUAGAAGCUUGUUGGCCAGAGGUCGAGAAAACCGGUAGCAGUGGCCUCUGGGCUUGUUGAGCCAGGACAGGUCCAGGGCCUCUGCUGAGGUGGUGGAUGGUGGCUUUACCUGUGGUGAUGUCAAGUGGCCCUUGCCCCAGGAUGGGAGUCCAGAUGGCCUCGGGACCAGUAGAUCCAGCUGUUCUCCGCAGCUUGGAGAUGAGUACACUUAGGUGGGCAGCAGUCUCUGCCCCUGAGUCAGAGAUGACACGUGUUGAAAUGUAUUGACCACAGGCCCUUUACUAGGUGGGGGCAGAACAGAGUCGGCUGAGAGCUGUUCCCUGAGAGCCACGGGCUUACACAGCUGAGCUAGAGGGACCCUGGCUUCGUGGGCUUUGUCUGUGCUCUGACCGGGCAGAUGAGGGAAGGCCUGGCUCUUCCCAUUGUUAGCCAAACCAGACCCAGGCUCAGGCCUUGGAGGCUCCAGGUGCUAGUCCACUGACCAGUCUGAUUCCUGGCCCAGGUGGGGGCCCUUUGUCCCAGCGAGGGACGUUAUAGCCUGCCAAAGCCUGCAGCGAGGCCUGGUGAGGUGGGGAGCAUUCAGUCCCCUCUGUGUGCUCCAGGUGUGUGUGAGAGCUGGCUCUGGAUGGGAUUGGGUAGUCACCAUGCCAAGGAAAUGACUUUGGUCACCUGGUAGGUCCCUGAUGGCUCUGUAGGGGGCUGAGUGAGGAGAGAGGGGCCAUUUAGGGAUUCAAUGCUAGCAUCCCCCAUGGUCUCUCCUCCCCGUCCCUCCCUUUGGGACCCAAGGUCUCCUCUGUAGGUUGGUGCUUCAGGCUGUUAGGACGGAGGCCCGCCCCACAAGGGGUCUGAAGUUAGAGGGGCCAUACCUUCACCUGGUGACUUGGAGCUCUGAUCUUAGGGACCUCAAGGUCCUGACACGUGUACCUGUGAUGGGCAGCUGAGGAGGGCUCCCACGGGCCCACCCCACCUGCCUGAUGGGACGGUCCUAAGGCCCUCUGCCAUCCUCUGGCUGCUCAUCUGAGAGGUUACCAGCUUUCCAGAAGAGUUUGUGUCUAUGAGCAAGACCCUGGUGAAGGGCAAGGCCACCGUUCUCACUGGGUUCCGCAUGCUCCUCCUCUCUCCGUUGUGACUGUAGUGGAGGGCUGUCUGCCCCAGAGACACCAGCUGGGGAGGGCAUCCCAGGCCACCUCUGCUGCCAGUCUCAGUGCUGCUGUGCCCAGGGCCACCCUGCAUCCUGCUGGGACCGCCUGCUUUGCUGUGCUGCCCGGGCUGUUUUUGUCUGCAUGGUUUGGGGUCUUUGUCCUCGUGCCUUUUCUUCCCUGUCACCACUGUACGGGAUUCUCCCUGUGUCCCCACUGCCCCCUUUUCUACACACUCUCGUGGUCGCUGCCUUCCCAGCCCUGUAAACGUGGACACAUGCAUCCUACUUUGUAACCUCGGGCCUCCCCCUGGACGGCCGAGCUCCCAGGCACUUUGACGACCCACCAAGACCAGGCCCGCCUCCCCCUCGGCUCCCCCGGCCUCACCCUGCCUUGUAGACUCGGUGACUUUGUACAGAAUAUUUUGUCAUUGUCUUAAGCACUGGGGGCCGGGCACUGAGUCCCGCCCCCAGCCUGCGGUUAGUUAGAAACCUGAAUCCCAGGUAAGGGCAACUUCGUGUAAAGCGACUUCUCUUGCUGUGAGCAUGCGGGUACUUGGACCUGGGCCACUGGCCCCAGCAGGGGUGCCGUGAGUCUUGCAGGUCUGCAGCAGAUACCUGCUGCUCCUGGAGGAAGCCCUGGCUGUGUGGUUCCCUGUACCCAGCAGUGGGCCUGGGUGUAGGGCCACGGUGUCUAGUGUGUAGGACAGCUGCAGACCCCGGGGAGAGGAAGAGGCUUGCUACUGUCCCUGCCUGUGUAUUAACACCUGCCCAGCCCUUCCUAGUCUGCCGAAGGUGCUCAGACCAGAGUGCCAUUAAAUACCAGACUGGUGUCAGGACCCGGAUGGGACAGGGCAUCACUGAGGACUCUCAGCCCCUGGUCGCCUCCCCUCCUCCCAGCUUUUUCCCCCCCCGUCUGGGGCUGGGUCUCUUGCAGACCAGGUAGAGUAGACUGCAUGGUGACCUCACGCUCCAGGGCUUGGUUCACGGCUUCUGACUCUGUGGGAUUCCACUUGGGUGUUUGCCUCAGGAGUCCGGGUCUGGAAACGGCCUUAGCUUUAGGACUGGGAUGGGACUUCUGCUUUCAGGCCCCAGAGAGGGAGGGUGUGGGGCGAGGCCCCAAGGCUGGGUCCUAGGUCCUGAGCUCCUCGCCUCCUGCUGCUCUCUAUCUCAGCGGUGGGCACCUUCCCGGGAACUGUAAUGUACAGACCAAGGUGUAAAUAAACAGUGGCUUUUCUUGCCUGA